Molecule: messenger RNA, 2030 nt
Organism: Numida meleagris (helmeted guineafowl)
Lineage: Eukaryota; Metazoa; Chordata; Aves; Galliformes; Numididae
Gene: AQP10
Product: aquaporin 10
Exons: 3
Coding region: 928-1998 (356 amino acids)
Biological process (GO): glycerol transmembrane transport; water transport
Cellular component (GO): plasma membrane; basolateral plasma membrane
Molecular function (GO): glycerol channel activity; urea transmembrane transporter activity; water channel activity
Source: RefSeq, a predicted model, not a curated record
ACCUCCCCCGGGCGCUCUCAAGGCCUGGGAGCCUUUCCAAGGGCUUUUCAUUAGUGCCGUGGCUGGGCCAGGACCUGGCAGGGAAUGAGGGGCUCUCCAGAUGGGCAGUUCCCACACCAGGACGUGGAGCAGCACAGGACUAUGUGGGUGAGGAGAUCCUCCGGGAUGGGUGGGAGCGGGGACGCAGCCGCUGCCCACGGCCCCACGCGGGACUCUGGUCCCUGCCAGGUGACUCCCCACCGCAGCACGUGGCCCUGAUUGGUUUAAAGUCUGCGUGUUAUCACCCACCCCAGCCUGGGGCUCAUAAAGUCAGGCAGCAAAACAGCCAGUGCCACUGCCCGGCUGGCGCCAUGGGCUACGCGUCCUUCUUGAAGAGGGCUCGAGCGCUGCUCUGCAUCCGGAACCAGCUGGCGCGAGAGUGCCUGGCCGAGCUGCUGGCUGUCUUCGUGCUCAUCGUGAGCGGGGCAGGGGGCGGCGGGGGGGAGGGGAUGGGAGGAGCACGGGGUGGCCGCCACUGGGGUCCCACAGCCUUGCAGCUGUGCUGUGCCUGGGGCUGCCCGGGGUGGGGGUCUGUGCUGGGACCACGGUGACCCCGAACCCCCUCACCCCUGGCUUGGACCCACGCUGCGAUUCACCACGGCCCAGCUCACCCUUUGCUGCUGCUGCUCUGUGAUGAGGCUGUGGGUGCUGCCGCGUGUGCACGGAGCUGGGCGGUGCGUGCCUUCACACCUCCAGCCCCAAGGCAGCCAAAGGUUGGGCUCUGCGGCCUUGGGGCCGGAACCGGCGGCGGUGAACGUUGGCCGCCAGUGCCCCCCAGCCCCGAGGUCUCCCUGCAGCGGCAUAUGACUCAGUUGCUGAUAAUUUCUUUUACUCAUCACCGAGUACGUGAUCAACGGCACUAACUGCCUCCCUGCUACCCCGUCCUGCAUGGAGAGCUGGAGCCGGGCAGUGGGCGUGGGCAGAACCACAGAGACUGCACGGGAAGAGGCACCAGAGCGGCGCUCGGCUCCGUGUUGCCCUGCACCCAUCCUGCGGUGGGGAGCAGGCGCUGCAUGGGGGCUGAGCCUGGGGCUGGGUGCAGCCGUGUCCCUUCUCCUGCAGCUGAUCACGCUGGGCGGCGCGGCGCAGAUGGUCACCAGCUCCGGGACCAAGGGGAACAUCAUCACCUCCUCACUGGCGGGCGCGCUGGCCGUCAUGGUGGCCAUCUACACAGCGGGGGGGGUCUCUGGGGCUCACCUGAACCCGGCUUUCUCCCUCGCCAUGUCCCUGCUGGGGCAGCUCCCGUGGUGGAAGUUCCCCAUUUUCGUGGCCGUGCAGACCUUUGGGUCCUUCAUCGCCGCCGGAGCCGUCUAUGCUCUGUACUACGGUACGCAGAGCCCGCGGCGGGGACGUGGGGUGGGCGCACAGCCUGGGGGGCUCAGCUUGGUGCACAGCUCUGCCCCGCAGACGCCAUCUGGUCCUACAGCAACGGGACCCUCACGGCCUCCGGGCCCCGGGAGACCGCCUCCAUCUUUGCCACGUACCCCGCCGAGCACCUGUCCCUCCCCAAUGGCUUCCUGGACCAGGUGGGUGCCGGCCCCGCAGCCCCACACGGCCCCACACGGUUCCCAGCUGAGGCCGCGCUGCCCACAGGUGCUGGGCACGGCGGUGCUGAUCGUGGGCAUCCUGGCCAUCACCGACACCCGCAACCGCGCGGUGCCGCGGGGCCUGGAGCCGGUGGCCGUGGCGCUGCUGGUGCUCGCCAUCGAGGUGUCCAUGGGCUCCAACUGCGGCAGCCCCAUGAACCCGGCGCGGGACCUGGGCCCGCGGCUCUUCACGCUGGCGGCGGGAUGGGGCACCGAGGUGUUCAGCAGGGGCAGCGCGUGGUGGUGGGUGCCGGUGGUGGCCCCGCUGGUGGGGGCCGCGCUGGGCACGGGGCUCUACCAGCUCUUCGUGGCCUUCCACCACCCCGAGGAAGAGGAGGACGGCGGACGAGAGCGCAGGCAGACCAAGCACUGACGGCCCCGUGGAAACCGCGCCGGGGGCGGGGG